Molecule: messenger RNA, 3797 nt
Organism: Ectocarpus sp. CCAP 1310/34
Lineage: Eukaryota; Phaeophyceae; Ectocarpales; Ectocarpaceae
Source: the annotation of a GenBank genome assembly
AUGCUCGCGAGCACGGAAAACCGCCCGUCGGGAAACAGCCGCGGCAGAUUCUCAGCUGAUCAGUUUGGCCGGAAGAGUGAAAGUGAGGACAUCGCGAAGCUGAUGUUGGCCGCCAGCCGAGAAGAGAAAAGCGCCAAGAUCCAAACGGUUGCACAGCAACAAGUAGCAUGGAGAGCGUACGCCUGUACGACAAGGUGGCACUCCGUCUCGAGACGCCCUCGACUUAGCGUGGUUCCUUGCGAAACGCAGUCAGUCAAUUCCUCCCUACCCAUGUUUCGUCUUCGUCGCUGUGAACACUUGCAGAAGCUCCAGCGCACACUUAACGACGAGCGUUCCUCUCGCCAGUCCACCGAAUUCAAGCACCAUCGAGCCAAAAGUACCACAAUUCGAAUUGGCCGGUACUUGGACUCAAUCCUCAAUGUCAACCAAGAGCUCGUAGCAGCAGGGACGCCCUCGUCCCUAACGCCAACAGCGAGGCAACCUGUACCGAGAGCCCUAGGCGAGCUCCAGCGAAAACAAAGCAUCAGAGACAGCUACGCUACCCCGCGGCAGAACUCAGCAUUGGAAGGCGACGGGAUUGACAUUCGCGCCGCUGUGAACGAGGCGCUUGGCGUUGGUCGUACUGGCGGAGAUCCCGUUCCGUCUCUCGCGGCACUGUACGAGCGUAUUGGGUUCAGCGCCAUACAAGGCGAAGACAGACACCAUGGUGGCGCGCCAAGUUUGCCUACGAGCCCCCGUCGAGCCAGGGUCGGUAACGCUGCCGAGGCGUAUAGAUCUCGUUAUGUCCACGACGGGGAAGACUACGGUCGCCAGAGGCUUGUAGAACCCACAGCUGCAGGUGGUUUCUUCGCUGAGGAUGACACAGAGGUUGUGGAAUCGUCAAGACGGCAAGCUAGCGGUCACCAUGUCGAUGACGGAGGGUCCAGACCGGCCAAUGGCGGGAAACAUCACGGAAUUGGGAAUGCGUUUGUCGGUGGUGCAGUUGCAGCCAAGGGUUAUUCCUUUGCUAACUCGCCAUUAGUGAGGCCGACAUCUGCUGCCGAGAGGUCUCCCGAGGUCGCGAAACGGUUGGAGGCGUUGGCGUCCCAGCUGGAGAGGGAGAGGUCGGACGUGGAGCAGUGGUACAAGGACGUGGUGCACAGGGAUAUCAUGCUGCGAGGCUACCCACUAGACCACCGGGGCGACCGGUGUGUGAUGCUUCGGCUCAUGUUGCCGUCGACACUUACUUGCGAUAUUCAGCUAAGAGACCGUUACGGUCUCCAAGAGGUCUCACAGAACGCCAACCUACGAUCUACCGAGCAAGUGCUUUCUCUAUCGUCAGCCGGGAAGGGCCUCUUCUAUGCAGCCAUGAGUUCGGCAGCAUGCAUGGUACGGCGGCGUGUCGCUUGGGGAGGGCCCAUCCUGCGGCGCUCUGUGGUCGCAACGGUUGCCCCGAAGCGGACAAACAGCAGCGGUAAUACCGCAGCCGCGACAACUCGGCCGCCGCUCCUCCUUAGCUUCAAGAGAGGCAAGUACAAGCUUAAGCUACCCCUUCAGGACGGGCGUGUGGUGUUCUCGGCGGAGAGAGACACCGCCUUCUCCUUCCACCCGAAUCACAGCCUCGAGACGGUCAAGGCUAAUAUACAGGAGGAGGGCGUGUCUAGUGUAGAGUUCACGGGGCCGAACGGGAAGCCGCUACCAGAUGAUAGUAGUGUUGGGGACGCCGCUUGGCACGGGGGCUUCGACAUGACCCUGGAUGGGAAGCAGUUUCCGGUCCUAGCCACCCGGUCUGGCGGUUACGUCGAGGACGAGGAAGAAGGAGGCGGUCGGACGGAGCUCCCCUCCCUGCUUGAGCGAGGGAAGGUGCUGCGUCUUCGCGCUGCCUUGAACGACGAGACCCGGCGAAGCAUGGCCUACGCCGAGUUCGAGGGGCUGUGCGAGGACUGCGGGAUGGACAAGGCGGACGCCCGGAAGGUGGCAGCGGACCUGCACAAGGUCGGCGUGAUUCUCCACUUCCACGCGGAGCCCGGCCUGGCGGACAUCGUCUACCUGCAGCCGCACCAGGUCCUCGAGCACUUCUUCGCCAAGUACAGCCUCGAGUCACCCCUGCGGCAGUACCUGCUGCUGCAGGCGGAGCGGCUCGAGGAGCAGAAGAACGCCGUGAGGCGAGAGCUUGCUCCCACGCUGCGGCUGAAAGAGAACUUGGAAAGCCAGGCCAGGGUCACCGUCUCCCGGUGCAUGUGGGGUCUGAGCGCCCUGGUCGUGUCCGGCGCGGGCGGUUACUGGUACCUGUCCUACGUCUACCUCUCGUGGGACAUCAUGGAGCCCGUGACCUUCUUCACGGCGCUGGGAGUGUCGACGCUGAGCUACGCCUGGUGGAUGUUCACGAACAAGGAUCUGCAGCACAGCAACAUCUUCGACUUCUUCUUCAACAGCAUGAUCCAGCGCCAGUACGAGGAGGGAGGCCUAGACCAGGCGCGCCUCAAGACGGCGGAGGAGGAGCUUUCAAAGCUGGACAACAAGGGAAAGUUGCUGGAAGCGAGAAUUUUUGAGCUGGAGUGCAUGAGGGACAAGGGGAUAACCGCUGCUGCAGCCGCCGGCAUCGCGUCCGACCGAAAUGCCACGUGAUGCGAGCUGGUGCACUGUACUAAUAGUCGUGUUUUUGUCUCGAGUCAUCGGUGCCUGUCCUGGUUCCCUCUGCCUUGACGCGACCGCGCCAUGCCACUUUCAAGAAACAUGAUAGGCAAAGAAGGAAUAGAUUGUAACCAAGCAGGAACGUCGAAGACCCAAGUGAACUGGCUGGCAAGACAGGAGGCACUGAUUUGUCUCGCAUUUGACAAGGCUGGUAAAGACCCGGUUGACUGACGUGUUUGUGCAUGUUUCGUUGUUGGCAAGGUUGAUGGUUAGAGUUAGAAGCCGGGUCUCGGACACGAAGGCGGAGAUAAAUUUGUGAGGGUAUCUGGUGGCCAAUCGAGAUCACGUCGAAAUCCGGGGCGGUAACGUACUGGGAGACACGAUUUGUGCGGUUUUGUAGAGUUUUCUUUCCCACCUUUGCUGGGUUUAUCUCGAAGUUCGAAGUGUCCGUGAACCCUGGUUUUAGACGUAGACCAAGUUCCUUCCUGGGUCACAUCAGCAGAAAUAGCCAACCUCCAGACAGGAAUGCUUGUUCUUCAACCUGUCUAGACCAAGCUUUUACAACUUUCGUGCGAUCACCUCAAUCGGGAAGGUGAUCGAUCUUGCAUGACAGGCUAGCCUUGAUGGUGCUUCGGCAUGCUCGUGAAUGCACAACAUGACUGCUCGUUCGUGGCUUGAUGGAUAGAACAAUCGUGGCUUGAUAGAUAGAACAAUCGGUGUACAUCGAGUGACAUGUUUCGCAAAAGUGUUUGAAUCGUCGUCUGUCUCACUCAGCCUUUUUCUUGUUUCGUCCCUUGUUGAGCCACUGCUGUCGUGACAUGACAUGCCCCUCCACCGCAAGCUCGACAGGAUCGCAUGCCAAAAAGACAAACAUUGCCUUCGUUUGCAUAAAAGGAUUCUUUUUGAACUACCGUAGACAAGGCACCUGCAGGAGAGCACGCCUAUUCCGAACAACGAGCAAGCGCGGGAGUUGGGCAUGCAGCCGCUUUCGGGACGCUCGCUCGCCUUUGCGCUGCACUCAACGCGCCCCUGAAACGAUGGCGUUUGAGCCGCCCGAUCUCGCAAAAAAUGGAUAAUUCAACGCUUUUGGUAAAUCAAGGACCUCCGUUCGCCUAGGGAGCGACAAGGCCCAACGGGAAGGUCUGCUGGAAUUUUUGGCGCUACACAGAAGAACAGCUACCCCC